AUGGAAGGCGAUUGCAGCAGAGUGUUGGUAGACAUGGAGAGUGGCCCUGUGUACCCGUCAACCACCGUGACCCUGGUACGGGAGAAGCCAACACAGACACACCGGUGGAGGCUGAGCGGUGCCCUGCUGGCCAUGGCUCUGUGUGUCUCAGCUGCACUUUUCAUUACCUGGCAUGCCAAGGUGAGAAUAUACAUCCAAUUUGAUCUUAUCGUUAAUUACUAGUGUGCGCGACGGCUAGUUAAAUCGAUAUGGAACUGGAAUAUUUUGAUGUGCUAAUAUCAAGUGUAUUUCCAUCAGCAAUUUGAUAAAGAAAGUAGAACUUAGAAGUAGAACUUAGAUCUUGGAUUGAAAGUACUGUAUAUCUCUGUAGCUAUGUUUACAGUCACUUUUAAUUACAUGUAUUUACCUUGCAUUUAUUUCUGUAUAUCACUAUAUAUAUAUAUAAAUAUAUAUAUAUAUAAAUGUAUCUAUAUCACUAUAUAUCUAUGUAUCUAUAUAUAUGUAUCCUCCAUAUAUCUCAGUAUAUCUCAUAUAUCUCCUGUUUAGCGUCAAUAUGAAACUCUUUAUCUUCUCUUAUCAGAAACAAGAUCACGUCGAGGAAUCUGAUGGUGAGUUUCUUUCCCUUUUUUUUUCUGUCUAGCUCUACAUGUUCUACUGCUGGUGCUAUGGUGUUAUAAUAUCGACCGUAUUCUGCUACUCCCUUGACAAAGGCCGCAUUCCAAAUGGCGCCCUAUUCCCUACAUAGUGCACUACUUUUUGACCCGGAGCAUUAUCGGACCUGGUCAAAAGUAGUGCACUAUAUAGGGAAUAGGGUGCAAUUUGAGAUGAAACCUAAGUGUGUCAAGAUAAACUCUCGCAAGCUCUCGGAAGCUCUCACAGUAGUGCGGCAUUAUAUGGAGUUAACAUGAGAGGAUUCAUCCUCUGAGGAGUAUGUCACACUUUCUAAAUCUCUGUCUUCUUCCCUCUUCAGAACUUCAGCAUACAUUGAGACAACUCUCUGGAAACACGAAGGCUGCCAUUCAUUUAGAAGGUAAGAUAACGCUAUAUACAGUAAUGUAUUCAAUGUCUGCUUCCCAAAUGGCACCCUAAUCCCUAUAUAGUGCACUAGUUUUGAUCAGGGCCCAUGUAGGGGAUAGGGUGCCAUUUUGAUAAGGGAAGGUUACCUGGAAGUUUACCUGAUAGGAUUUCCGUAUUAGAGUCAUUUAAACAGCACUGUAGAACUGGAAUAAACUUGUCUGCAUGGUGAAUAAUCUGGAAAUAUGCAAUGUAAAUGCAAUGUAAAUAAAAAGAACAAAGGAUAACACAUAAAAGUGUUAAAUGCAUUUAUUUAUUUCCAAUGUGGUCCUUGGAAGAGAUUCAUUAUUUCCCAUGUUAACCUCUCUCUCUCUCUCUCUCCUCCCAGGUGAAUACAACGACAGUGGAAAAUACAAGAACACAGUGGAGUGGACAGACAAAGUGGGCCAGGGAUUCUCACAGGGAGGCCUUGAACUCGACAACAACGAGAUUGUGAUCCCCCAGGAUGGCCUAUACUUUGUCUAUAACCAGGCCUCUUUCCACGUCAGCUGCAAGGCCGACCCCAAGCACCCUAACGACCAAGAGAUGGUUCACCUGAGUAACACCGUCAAGCGCUGGUCCCUAAGCUACGGCAGCGAAGACAACAAGAAGUACCAGACGCUGCUCAACUCUGUACGCACCGUGUGUAAGAAGUCUUCCAACAGCGAGGCUGCGAGUGAAGGAAAGUGGUAUAAUGCAGUGUAUGUGGGAGCUGUGUUCCGUCUGGAGAGAGGAGACAGGCUCCAGACAGUCAUAGAGAAAAGGCUUCUGCCCCAUCUGGGGAGUGGUGAUGGGAAGAACUUCUUUGGCGUGUUCGCCUUGUGAGACAGACAAAAUGGCUGAAGAUAGAGAGGAAGGUUACAUCCCAAAUGCCACCCUAUUCCCUAUACUUUACCUAUUGGUGCACUAUAUAGGGAAUAGGGUGCUAUUUGGGAUGCAACCACAGUGUGAAGGAAAGCUUCAUACAGUUGGAGGGAUUGGGCAGCUAAAUCCAUGAAGAAUAAGAGGAUAAGGGGAAGGUUACCUGAUAGGAGUCAGGGCGUUUCAUCUACUGAAGUUGACUGA
This is a messenger RNA of Coregonus sp. 'balchen', 2118 nucleotides long. The record is from the annotation of a GenBank genome assembly. Lineage: Eukaryota; Metazoa; Chordata; Actinopteri; Salmoniformes; Salmonidae.